Hemicordylus capensis (graceful crag lizard) is the source of this 8780-nucleotide messenger RNA. It is a transcript of the gene KIF6, whose product is annotated as kinesin family member 6. The coding region runs from base 112 to 2628 and encodes 838 amino acids. Gene Ontology annotation, molecular function: ATP binding; microtubule motor activity; microtubule binding. Gene Ontology annotation, biological process: microtubule-based movement. The record is from RefSeq and is a predicted model, not a curated record. NCBI's taxonomy places the organism in Eukaryota, Metazoa, Chordata, Lepidosauria, Squamata, Cordylidae. The transcript is spliced from 24 exons.
UCGACGCGAUGCUGCAAAGCAGGCUGGGUAGCGUUCUUUAGUUACCGUUGCUAUGAAGGGCCUAGCGCCCCCUCGCCGAUCUCCAGCCCGGAGAAAGUUUAGUUUACGGAGAUGGUGAAGCAAACGAUUCAGAUCUAUGCCCGGGUGAAACCACUGGGCAGGAGGCAGCCUCCGGGGAUAUGUUCCGUUGAUGAAGAUGAGACAUCAGCGUUCACUUUGGAGAUUAUUGUACCACAUGAUUUGGCAGAUGGAUUUGUAAAUAACAAACGAGAAAGCUACAAGUUUAAAUUUCAGAAAGUUUUUGAUCAGGAGGCAAAACAAGAUGAAAUUUUUGAGACCAUUGCCAAGCCAGUUGCAGAAUGUGCUCUAGCUGGCUAUAAUGGUACCAUAUUUGCUUAUGGACAGACAGGCAGCGGUAAGACAUUUACCAUCACUGGGGGUGCAGAACGUUACAGUGAUCGAGGCAUCAUUCCACGGACACUGUCUUACAUUUUUCAGCAGUUGCAAAAGGACAGCAGCAAGGUGUACACAACACACAUUUCCUACUUAGAAAUUUACAACGAGUGUGGAUAUGAUCUGCUGGACCCAAGGCAUGAAGCUUCCAGACUAGAAGAUUUGCCAAAGGUGACCAUAAUGGAAGAUCCUGAUCAGAACAUUCAUCUGAAACAUCUCUCUUUGCAGCAAGCAAAUAAUGAAGAGGAAGCACUAAACCUCCUUUUCUUGGGAGAUACUAACAGGAUGAUUGCAGAGACUCCAAUGAACCAAGCCUCAACACGUUCACACUGUAUUUUCACCAUUCAUAUCUCAAGCAAAGAGCCAGGAUCUGCAACUAUUCGACGCUCCAAACUACAUUUAGUGGAUCUGGCUGGUUCAGAGCGUGUUGCUAAGACUGGAGUUGGAGGCCAGCUGCUGACAGAGGCCAAAUAUAUCAAUCUGUCAUUACAUUACUUGGAACAGGUAAUCAUUGCCCUUUCAGAGAAAAACAGGUCUCAUAUCCCCUACAGGAAUUCUAUGAUGACCUCAGUGCUACGAGACAGCCUAGGAGGGAAUUGCAUGACUACGAUGAUUGCAACGCUCUCAAUAGAAAAAAGGAACAUAGAUGAAUCUAUAUCAACUUGCAGAUUUGCACAGCGAGUUGCCCUUAUAAAGAAUGAAGCAGUUCUCAAUGAAGAAAUUGACCCCAGACUGAUGAUUGCACGACUGAAAAAGGAAAUCCAGGAUCUAAAAGAUGAGCUGGCCAUGGUGACUGGGGAACAAAGACUAGAAGAACUCACGGAAGAAGAGCUACUUCAGAUAGGUGAACAGAUUAAAAGUUUCUUGGAAGAUACCGACCCUGAGAGCAUGUUGGAGGUUGGAGCUGAUAUGCGGAAGAUCAGAUUCUGUUUCACCCAUUUAAAGAGACUGAUUAAUGAUCCAAAGCUUCCUGACAACCGUUUGCUUGAACCUGACAUUCCUGGAGACAGUAGCAGUAAUAGUUUAGUUGGGAAAGAAGAGUUAAAGAAGCUGAAGGAGCUUCUGCAGCAAAGAGACAAUGAAAUCAAUAUUUUGGUAAGUAUGUUAAAGAAAGAAAAAAAGAAAUUGCAAGAUGCCCUCCUUCAGCUCAAUGCUUCUUCAAAGGGUAUUCCGUCUUCAGAAAGUUCCCUUCUUUGGAAAAAUGUGGACAAUGAGCAGGUGUUUUCUGUCAUUUUGGAACCUAAAUCUGGGUUUCUUCCCAGGAUCACAGGAGUGGGAGGAGAAAUGUCGCUAGGACGCCAAGAAGCUUUUGAAAUUUUCAAGAAUGAUUAUGCUGAUAGCAUAACCAUUGAAGACAAUAAGCAGCUUCUUAAACAAAGGUUUGCUGAAGCAAAAUCUCUGGGCGAAAGAGUAAACGAAACAAGGAACAAAAUCAGCUCCCUGCUGAGGCUUGGCCAUGUACUCCUAUGUUUGCUGUCAGACCAUCUGAAAGGAGAGAUAACCCAGCUGCACAUGCAAAGAGCAGUUCAGGCUGUUGUCAGUCCUCAUGAAAUGAAUGAACCUGAUCCAGUAGAAGAAGCGUUUCGGGCACAAAUGGAAGAGGAGAAGAAAAGGUAUAAAACAAUGUUUAAUCGCUUGAAAGGGCUGAAGAUAGAGAUUGAACACUUGCAGCUUCUUAUGGAAAAAGCAAAGGUGAAAUUGCAGAGAGACUUUGAAGUCUGGUGGUCUGAGGAGGCAACACAUUUGGAGGAAGAAAAGCCACCUUUGCUUAAUCCAGUCAGUGUCUUAAAGACUGCUCCCUUGUUUCCUGAAGCCCAGACACAUCCAUGUGGUAACCGGAAAUGGCACUCAUUCUCUAAAUGCCUGCCUACAGGCAGUAAUGGGCUGAAUGAGGGAGAACAAAUUGAAGCUGAAUCGAAGCAAGACGGAGGUGCUCAUUGUGGGGGCUCAGAAUCUGAGGGAGUUCCCAACAACAGCCGAGCCAGCUUCACUGAAGAAGCUCCUGUAAAAUGUAGUGUGAGCAGCCUCAGCCAUUCGGCUUCAAAACCAAGGAUUUCACCAGCUCCAAGUUCAUCCAUCCCCUUUACAGGAGACCAUCAAACUGAUGCUGACAUUCUAGCUUUCAUUAGAGCCAGACAGAAGCUGCUACACAAGAAAGGUCUAGGAAACAAGUGAACUUUCUCUUACUCAGCAAUCUCAGAAUCAAAAGAAGCGGUGUGGAGCAACCAUAACACCAGAACAAAUUAACCUUUGACCUUCAGCUGAAUUGGUGGGGGGGCGGGUGCCAUUCCUGAAAGGGAGGGGGAACACUCAACAACUGUCUUCCUUUUGCUAUUGCAAGGGAACUACAAAACCAAAACAAUGGGAGAGUAAGCUCUAGUAUACACUUAUUGGAAAUUUAAUGGACGUUUUAUGUGGCUUGUUAAUGUUGUGACUAUUUAGCACUUUCAAAAAACAUUUUUUCAUACCUACUAGAAGCAGAAGAAUUCUUUGGAAGGGAGAGGUUUCCUUUUUCAUCUUCAAUGGAAUUCUUGCCUAAUGCCCAGCAGGUUGAACUUGCACUUCCUUUGUGCAACAUUUUCUUGGCUUUGGUUUGUGUUGGCUCAGUAGCACUGUGCAAAAACAGCAAAUAUUUUUGUCCCAUAUAAUUUCAUUUAGAGCUGUUAGUUAGUGCCAGCAGACCUUUUUCAAAGAAUGGUGAAAAGCCAGUGUUUAUAUAUUUGCAGAUCAUGCGUUACAAUGCAAAAUCUGAUCUCCACCAUGAAAUGAAAUUUCAUUGCUCAAUGUUUACACUUAGGGUGUCAGUUAAACUAGUCCAUAGAGCGUUGGCUUUUCAAUUGGCACUAGACUUUUCCUUAUGUUUAACAGCGGCAUUAUUUUUCCAGAUCUACUGUUUCUUUUUCUCUGUAAAAAAAAUGUCUGUGGCUGCCUUUGGGAUGCUGGCAUCUUGCAUCUACUUCCCUUCUGUUAAUGGACAUAAUGUACGGGAACUUCUGUGUUUGAAAAAUCAGUUUCUGUUCAGGGCCUCAUUUGAUUAAUGACUGCCACAUUAAAGAAAAUCAUAUUUUAUUAAAUGCAGCACCCACUAAUAAAAUAAUGGCACUCAUAGCAUACUCUGGAAGUGAAUCUGAGUAUAAAAGAAAACUGUAAUGCAACAUUUCUCUUCAUUUGAUCAGUAAAAUACACACAGUCUAAAAACUAGUGAGAAAAGAGCCUUGCCUCAGAAGUUCUCAAAAAUUGUCGCAAUGGGCCUCCCAAGUGUGUUUGCAGGUAUCUAGUUUGAAUAUUUUUGGGAGUGACUAAAGUGAAGACAGUCUCAGACAGAGGGAGAGAGAUAAAAGGGAAAAGGAACAACUGAAGGGUGAGUGAGAUCCACUGAAGGGAUAGUGACACAUUACUGUAUCUGUAAGUGCAUGUAUUAGAGCCAUGACACCAGGUGUUUUUGUUUGUUUGUUUGAAAAGCAGGUUAGGGAGGGGAAAUUUUGAGCACAGAAGCAAUAUGUGUGUGGGCAGAGGGGAAGGGUGCUUAACCCGAUCCCUGCCUACAGGUUCUCAGUUCCAAAUUAUCUGUCCUCUUCCAUGGCAUCCACAGCUGUUUGACUUCGUAUUGGUAAUAAAAUCAGAUUCUGUUAAAUGCCAAGAGUAAAUUAAAAAGUCAGCUAUUAGCUAAAAAUAGUGCCAGAGGGUGCUUGCAAUGGGUAAGGCAUUCCAAAGGUAAAAUGCCACAACUAAGAAAGCAUUACAGUUGGCAAAGAGGCAAACCACUUGAGGCCUCACCUCGUUAAGCUUGAGGAUCAUGGGAACAAAAGGCCUCUUGUACCUUCCUCCGAUUUCCUUCAAUACUUAUGUUGCCUUGAUGCCCCGAUCUCUCAUUUAGGGCCAGCUUUUGAGCCACACAAAAAACAAAUCACAGAAUUCACUGGCCCUUCCCAUUAGUCCAGAGCCUUCUAAUAUCAGUAGUAACAUUGGAAGUAACACUGGAAACACAGGAAACAAAAGGUAGGAAUAAAUGGACAGUUUUCACAAUGGAGGGAAGAAGAGGGGUCUCUCAAGGAUCUGUACUGGGACCAGUGCUCUUUAACUUGUUCAUAAAUGAUGUAGAAGAUCUCCCAACCGUCUGACCCCAGGGAGCUCUGAGAAUACUCCCUCUAGGAUUAGGGUGCUGCUGCUGAAUGCCAGGUCAGUCAAUGCUAAAACAGCUCUCAUCCACGUGAUUGUGGAUGAGUGUGCUGACCUGGUAUGUGUGACGGAGACCUGGUUGGAUGGGCUGGGCGGGGUUGGUCUCUCUCAGCUCUGUCCUCCAGGUUUCCAGAUCGUUCAGCAGCCCGCCUCAAGGGUCAAGGAGGAGGCGUUGCAGUCAUCUUUCGAGAGACCCUCCCAGUUUCUAGCUGCCCAGUCAGGCAAUCUCAGAAUUUCGAGUGUUUGUCCUUGAGGGUGGGCCUCCGAGACAGGCUGGGGAUUCGGCUGGUGUGCUGACCACCACGCUGCACUUCAGUCUCCCUACCUGAGCUGGUGGGGGUGGUCUCGGAGGUGGCCUUGGGUUCCCCCAAGCUUAUUGUUUUGGGGGAUUUCAAUGUCCACACUAAGGCCUCCCUAGUGGGUGCGGCUCAGGAUUUCAUGGCCUCCAUGGCAAACAUAGGCCUGUCUCAGUUGGUAUUGGGUCCUACCCACAUGGCAGGACAUACUCUGGAUCUGGUUUUUGCCAAACAGGGAAUAAAUGGUCUGGAGAUGGGGGAAUUUGAGACAACUCCCUUGUCACGGACAGCUCAUCAUCUGGUGGGGUUUAGUUUGACUGCUCCGUCUGCCCUCUGCAGGGGUGGUGGACCGAUUAGGAUGGUCCGCCCCCGGAGGCUUAGGGAUCCGCUUGGAUUCCAGACAGCCCUUGGGGAGUUUCCAGUGUCCAGAGCUGGUGACCCUGUCGAGGCCUUGGUUGAUCUCUGGACUGGAGAGAUGGCCUGGGCUGUUGACAUGGUUGCUCCUAAACGCCCUCUCCAGCUUGGUGGAGCCCGAUCUGCUCCUUGUUUUUCCUCAGAGCUUAGGACGAUGAAACAACUCGGGCAAUGGCUGGAAUGAUGCUGGAGGAAGAGUCAUGACGAAUCUGACUGAACACGGGCUACAGCCCAUUUUAGGGACUACUCCAUGGCGGUGGGGAUGGUGAAGAAAUGCUUUUUCUCUGCCUCCAUUGCAUCUGCUCAGUACAGACCGGCAGAGCUGUUCAGUGUAGCAAAGACACUGCUGCUCACAUCGCCCCCAGGUAAUGGGGAAGGAAUCAUCUACAGCCCGCUGUGAUCAGUUUGCAUGUCACUUGACUAAUAAAAGCUGCCAGGGAUGGUACAGGUAGAUGGUUGGAGGUGAUUAUUAAUGCCUCAUUAAGAGAAGGCAGAUGCCAUUGUGCCUCAAGGAGGUGGUGGUAAGACCAUUAUUGAAAAAGCUCUCCCUUGAUCCCUCCAACCUGGACAACUAUAGACUGGUCUCACACCUGCCCUUUCUGGGCGAGGUGAUAGAGCGUGUGGUGGCGUCCCAGCUGCAGAGGGUCUUGGAUGAUACGGAUUAUCUAGACCCUUUUCAAUCUGGCUUCCGCCCCGGAUAAAGGACUGAGACUGCCUUGGUCGCUCUAGUGGAUGACCUACACCGAGAACUAGACAAGGGGAGUGCGUCCCUGUUGGUUCUGCUGGACCUCUCGGCGGCUUUCGAUACCAUCAACCAUGGUAUCCUUCUGGGCCACCUCUCGAGUAUAGAGAUUGGAGACACUGCUUUGAAAGAAAGGCUCCAGUCCUUUCUUGGGGGGAGAGUCCAGAAGGCGCUGCUGGGGGACUAAUGCUCGGCUCCGUGGCCAUUGGCCUGUGGGGUCCCGCAGGGUUUGGUCUUGUCCCCCAUGCUGUUUAACAUCUACAUGAAACUGAUUGGGAGAGGUCAUCUGGUAAUUGGACUGAGUUGGCAGCAAUAUGCAGAUGACACUCAGCUCUAUCUCUCCUUGUCACCUGAUCCUAGGGAGGCAGUGGAUGUCCUGAAUCGGGGGCUGGAGGCCGUGAUGGGUUGGAUGUGGGCUAAUAAACUGAAAUAGAAUCCAGACAAGAGGGAAGUAAUGUUGGUCAGUAGGAGAGCCAAUCGGGAUGAGGAGGUUUUACCGGUUCUGGAUGGGGUUGCACACCCCUUGAAGGAGCAAGUAUGCAGCUUGGGGGUACUACUGGACCCAGCUCUUCUUUUAGAAGCUCAGGUGGAGGCGAUGGCCAGUGGUGCCUUUGCACGGCUUCGGCUAGUGCAUCAGCUGCAUCCCUUUCUUUAGAAGGCAGAUCUGGCCACAGUUACCCAUGCCUUAGUCAUGUCACGACUAGAUUACUGUAACACGCUCUACAUAGGGCUGCUCUUGAAGAAUAUCUGGAAACUACAGCUAGUGCAAAACACAGCAGCUAGGGUUUUAUCUGCAGCUGCCCGGUGGGAGCACAUCACACCCAUUCUGGAAGAGUUGCACUGGCUGCUGGUUCGUUUCUGGGUCCAAUUCAAGGUGCUGGUUUUGACCUUUAAAGCCAUUAACAGUUUGGGCCCUGGAUACCUGAGGGACCGCCUGCUCCCAAGGGUUGCUGCCCACUUGAUGAGGUCAUCUGAUGGGGCUCUGCUCUGGGUGCCGACUAUGUGGGAGGCUAAAUUGUCGUGCACUCGGAAAAGGGCCUUCUCUGUUGCUGCCCCCAGACUCUGGAAUGCUCUCCCAGUGGCCAUUCGCUCCUCGGACUCCAUCACAGCUUUUAGAAAGCAUGUCAAAUUAUGGCUUUUUACCCAGGCUUUUAUAUGAUUGUUUCCACUGCUGCUGCUUGUAUUUUGUACUGUUUUUAUGCUUGUGUUUUAAUUUUCUUUUUAAAAAAUCAGAUUUGUUCAUAUAUAAGCUCAAUGUUUUAAUGUAUCUUUUUUAAAAAAUCUUGUUUUAAAUUUUAUUGUGAGCUGCCUUGGGAUUUUCGUAAUGAAAGGCGGGGUACAAAUUUAACAAUAAAUAAAUAAAAUAAAAAAUCUAGAAGUUGGGGUAAGCAGCAAAGUGGCCAUAUUUGCAGAUGACACUAAACUGUUCAGAGUUGUGAAAUCCAAGACAGAUUGUUAGGCACUCCAAACACUGGGGGGAGUGGGUGUCAAAAUGGCAAAUGCGGUUCAAAGUAAUCAAGUGUAAAGUGAUACAUAUUGGGGCAAAAAUACCCAACUUCACAUAUACGCUGAUGGGAUCUGAGUUUUCAGUGACUGACCAAGAGCGAUACCUUGUAGUCAUGGUGGACAGCUCAUUGAAAGUGUCAACUCAGUGUGCAGCAGUUGUGGAAGAGGCAAAUUCCAUGCUAGGGAUCAUUAGGAAGGGGGUUGAAAAUAAAAAUGCUAGCAUUAUAAUGCCCUUAUACAAAUAUAUGGUGCAGCCAUAUUUGUAGUACUGUGUUCAGUUCUGGUCACCAUAUCUUAAGAAGGACAUUGUAGAACUGUAAAAGGUACAGAAGGGGCAACCAAGAUGAUCAGGGUCCUGGAACAGCUUCCUUAUGAGACAAGCAUCUGCAGCAUCUGCGACUCUUUAGUUUGGAAAAUAGGCGACUACGGGGUGACAUGAUAGAAGUGUAUAAAAUUAUGCAUGGAGUAGAGAGAGUAAACAGAGAGAAAAAAUUAUCCCUCUUUCACAACACUAGCGGUCAUCCCAUGAAACUGAAGGCUGGGAAAUUUAGGACCAACAAAAGGAUGUACUUCUUCAUACAGUGCAUAAUUAACUUAUGGAAUUCUCUGCCACAGGAUAUGGUGAUGACCACUAGUUUGGAUGGCUUCAAAAGGGGCUUAGACAAAGUCAUGGAGGACAAGUCUAUCAAUGGCUAUUAGUCUGGUUGUUAUAGGCCACCUCCAGCCUCACAGGCAAGAUGCUGCUAAACAUCAGAUGCAAGGGAGCAACAGCAGGAGAGGGGGCAAGCCCUCACCCCCUGCCUCUGGGCUUCUCGGAGGCAUCUGGUGGGCCACUGUGUGAAACAGGAUGCUUGACUAGAUGGGCCUUGAGACUGAUCCAGCAGGGCUGUUAUUAACACUAGCCAUCUAUUGGUUACAAAAUCACCUGGGGGAGAGGUCAGCUACAGUGUUUGAUUCUGAGUAGAACACUCACUACAGUGGCUAGCCCCCAUAAGGAGUAAACUGAACAGUUUACUGUCAUCCAUACUAAACUGGUUGGAGAUUAGACCAGCACAUCAUCUCCUAGCCCAAUCAAGAUUGUACAAACACAAAUAAAUGUUAGAUUUAAAAAUGUAAAUGUAGUAUGACAGAAUGCAACAUGUAUAUUUCUAUGUUGCUGCCUAUCAGGUUCAUAAAAAACUUUCUAUGAA